AUGUACCGCUCCAUCGACCUCUCCUACUCCGAACAACGCCCCGACCACUCCCGCUACGCCUACAACAUCUCAGCGUCGUACUUCACGCCCGCGCCUUCGGAUAUCGAGCUCGACAAGGCCAUUGCAAACUUUGCGGCGUUGGGGCUCAAUGGCAUUGGGGGCAUGACGGGGCCGUUGCCAAACUACUCGAGGGGUCUCGACGAUUCGUACAGUCAUUCUGGCACCGGAGGCUGCGCUCAGGACCCACCGUAUCAAGGCGUCUAUGCGGGGAGUAUGGCGGACAGUUACUAUGGCCAGGGAAGCGUGAGUCCUCUGAAGGCUAUCGACUACCCACGGAGUGUGAUCAACAACGACAGCUAUGCUGGGAGCCGAGUCUCCUCAUCAAGACACCACCCCUCAUCGCAGAAGUCUCGCUACGGAGGAAGCAGCGCCGCGGGGAGUAUUCGACCCUACUACCAAACCCUCCCACCCAUCGACGACUCCAGGGCUUUGGUCAAGUACGCCACGAGCAAGAAGUCCAAAUCCAAAUCCAAAUCCAAAACCUACCAGAGUCGGGCGAAUGACUACGACGACGAUGACGACGACAUGUCCGUCCUGCCGGAGGAUUCGAUUUCGCAGGUUUCUUCGUCGGAGAGGAUGGCUUCGCGAAGGGGGGAUGAGAUGAGGGAGAGGGCGAGGAGGAGGGAUGGGAGUGCGGUGUCGAGGUCGACGGUCGUGCCGGGACGGGGGAUGGGGAUGGGGGCGAUGGUUGGUGGUGGUGGGGGGAGUGGUGUUGGGGGGAGAGGCUUUGUGGAGCCGGAGGUUUAUUAUACUAGGGAGGUUACGCCUUGGUAG
Messenger RNA from Zasmidium cellare ATCC 36951, 834 nucleotides. RefSeq lists its product as uncharacterized. Lineage: Eukaryota; Fungi; Ascomycota; Dothideomycetes; Mycosphaerellales; Mycosphaerellaceae. The transcript has a single exon. The record is from RefSeq and is a predicted model, not a curated record. The coding region runs from base 1 to 834 and encodes 277 amino acids.